Dermacentor andersoni is the source of this 2841-nucleotide messenger RNA. Its product is annotated as zinc finger protein-like 1 homolog. The record is from RefSeq and is a predicted model, not a curated record. Gene Ontology annotation, cellular component: Golgi apparatus. Lineage: Eukaryota; Metazoa; Arthropoda; Arachnida; Ixodida; Ixodidae.
CCGAAACUGCACGGUCGCUGCCAGCUCAAGUCGUGGCAAAGUGCGAGCUAUGACAGCGACUGUUUCCGGCCUUCCACGAAUGUAGCUUUAAAAAAAUAUUAUUAUCAUAAUCGCAGUCCCUGGCCCGUCAUCUAUGAACUUCUAGUCGAAGUUCGUCUCGGCGGAGCAGCGUUUAAACCCUGGGGAGAACGCCACCAUGGGUCUGUGCAAGUGCCCUAGAAAGAAAGUGACCAACCAGUUUUGCUACGAACACCGCGUUAACGUGUGCGAGCAUUGCAUGGUGGCCCAGCACCCUACGUGCAUAGUCCAAAGCUACCUCCAGUGGUUGCAGGACAGCGAUUACGACCCAAUAUGCCAGAUCUGCCGCAAGGAGCUCUCCAACGGGACAUGCACACGUCUCCUAUGCUACCAUGUUUUCCACUGGGCCUGCUUGGACGAUUACUGCAAGCGGAUGCCCAAGACGACUGCACCAGCUGGCUAUGGCUGUCCAUCGUGCGGCUCGGCUGUCGUCCCAGCUAGCAACAUCGAGUCGCCCGUAGCAGACGCGCUGAAUGUGCUGCUCAGGGCUGCUUCCUGGGCCAAUGCCAGCCCUUCCGUACCGGAGAUCCCACAGCAGGCGCAGCCUCCGGGACCACAGGGCGACCACCGCCAGGCCAGCGCAAGCCCCGCAAUGUCGUUAUCCCAGUCAGCACCUCCACCAUGGCGCGCACAAGGCAUCGCACCCAGCACAGUACCACCCCAGCACACGAGUAUGGCUCCCGAAAACAGCGUCAACUACGGCACCACCGCCAACAGCAACAUGACAUCAUCACGGAAGAUAUUCACUGCAACUCAGGGCAACUUCGUCACGUCCGCCCCGGACUACGAUGAGGACAAGUACAAACGACGGUCCGGAUUCGAGCUUCUGUCACGGUGGAUCAAAUCACGGACAAUAAUGGCGGGCAGUCAUAGACGAGACCCGCACACGUUCCUGAAGCGCUGGGUCGUCCUGUCCAUCCUCAUUGUCCUCGGGCUGUUCACCGUCGUCUACUUCCUCUUGCACUGGGGCCGUGCGGCAGCAGAGUCGGAUCCGCUGCUAGAUCCCCGGCUCAAUCCGGACAUUAGGGUCAACGAUGAGCCUCGCGUCGUGGAGCCGCGCUGAAGGAAACAUAGCGGCGUAGGCCGUGCGCGAGUGUUUCUGUCGUCGCGGGAAAAUAAAAGAGCUUGGGGAUUUAGGCAGCAUCGGUCUGUGCAUUUCGGCCAGCCAGUGCCACCGUGAAAUGUAUAUACCGGGUCUUUGUAAGCCUAACUGGCGGUGCUUUUUGGGGGGUAGGGUAGUGGACAGUGCUUUCAGUGAGUGUGUGUGUGGUCAGCGGGUAAUAAAAUGCGAUAGACCGAGCACGUGGCCUUAGGUGUCGAUUCUGGACCACGUGAUGGGCGUGCUGGAUGACGACUUUUUCACUCCGGCACAGUUUAAGGUAGUGCUUCCAAAACUGCCGCUCCGUGGAUCGGCUCAAAUGCAACUAAUUUCGUUGAGACCCUCCUGCGCGCAAGCGCACAUACCUAUGUGAUUUUUGUCUUUGAGAAUCGCAGAACUCGCGCCUAAAUUUCAUCAUGGAGUUCAGAGUCCUGCUAAAUUAGUUAAAGAAGAAAAUGCGCUCAGUGAUGGCUCCUCGUAAUGAAUUAAAGUGUGAGUGUUUAUAUUUUUUCUAACAAUUUUAUGAUGAACAACAUUAGGAUGCCACCCUUGCUCUUCAUUAGAUAAUUCACUUGUUCACAACAGGUUCAGUGUUAGACUGCUUCAAAACUACCCUUGAUAAAUCUGUUGUGGCUUGAGGUGCAAUUGUGUUCGCACCCACUAAAGUACUGUAUAUAUAGUUAGCUAGCAAAUUGCAGAACACGAGUUCGACAACCAAUGCGAAUUUUUGUUCCGAUUUACACACGUUUAUGGCCAAACGCACACCUUGCCACCCCGCAGUAUGUAGUCUAGGCAACACACUCUUGUUAUUUCUUUUGUCGCCGACACCAAAUUAACGAGUUUCUUGUGCAAGCAUUUUGCUAGCGUGCAAAUUUGAGAGGGCGAGAAAGUAAUCUUAUAUGAGCACUUGGAACUCUCUUGAAAAAAGUUUACACCCUUUGGGGCUUAUUUUGUCCCAUGGCAAUAAUCGUCAUCUGCCUUGCUUGCAUUUCCUUUCUUGAAAAAUUCGGCGCUCGCUACUUUCCUGUCGAGAAUGCCGUGUCACGCUGAUAAUGGGCAUGCCCUUUGUUACCUGGAAGUACUGGGCUUGCAGUGUUAAAGAAAGUAAAAGCAAGCAAGACAGAUGACGAUUAUUGUUGUGGGGCAAGAUGCACCCCAAGGGGGGCAAACUUUAUUAAGAGUGAAGGGUUAGGCUUAAAAAGAAAAAAAAAAAUCAGUUAGGCAUGGCUCUUUAACCAGGAUGACCACAGAGGCCAAGGACUGCAAGAAAAAAAAAAAAUGCUAAUCCCAGAAGUACCCAGUAGCAAGCACUUACUUGCCAGCUCUUUCAUUUAGGUAGCUUUGUUGUAUAUUAAAGGGUUUGAGAAUAUCUGUUCCGAUAUAGUCCAGUAAAAUUUUUGACGUGUUGAAUCUCCUGAAACGUGCUAGUUAUAUUCUGUUUAGGGUCCUGCUCAACAGCAAGGGCUUCACGCUCACGCACACCCACACAGAAAAAGAUAAACUUGGCGCAUUUGCCUGCAGUUCACUGCUUGUUUUGUACCGUGUAUGCCGAAAGUGUGGUCUUUACAAGCCAUGUUUCUGUGUUCUAAUCAGUGAUGCUUCUUUUUUUGCCUGUGGAUUGAAAUAAAUGAUUUUUCGGCCAGCUUUCAGUGGUGGUCGUCUAA